Molecule: messenger RNA, 1842 nt
Organism: Gaeumannomyces tritici R3-111a-1
Lineage: Eukaryota; Fungi; Ascomycota; Sordariomycetes; Magnaporthales; Magnaporthaceae
Exons: 1
Coding region: 451-945 (164 amino acids)
Source: RefSeq, a predicted model, not a curated record
GAGCGGUAAGCAGGGAGAAGGAUGUCGAUGCAGAGUUGCCCGUCUCCCUUCCAGAUUGUGUAAGCCUAGGCUGGCUGCGGUGCCGUGCUGCGAACCUUGUCUCCUUCAUCGGUCGGCCCUUUGAGGCGCAUGUGCGACCUGAACUUCCUUCCGCGGAUACUUCCGUGAAUAACCCGACCUACCUAUAUAUACACGACAUGGCCGCCUUGAAUCUCAGCAAGUCUCGGUUGAUCAUCCUCAACAACACAGCACUAUCAACACUCUUCUACUCACAAUCUUGCUCCGCAAUCACUUCCUAUCAUCAGCCAGGAAAUACAAUCGCCGAUAGACAAUCACCUUUCCUCGAACUCUUCUCCUACCUCCGCCCAAGUAUCUUAAGACACACCAGAGUUCUCUCCUCUUCAAACCCCAUCGCAAUAUUCUCAGACAUAGAGACGGCUCUGCACCACCAUGGCUUCCCAGGGAUUUAGCGCGAGCUUCUGCAGCGAGAAGACCGGCGAGCGCCGAGAGAAGCUUGGCCAGCACUGGCCGUUUCCGGCACCGCAGGUACGAGAGCAGGAGUGUUUGGCGAACUCAGGGACGCAGUCGCUUGGCGACGCCCAGCGCAACCUAUGGGACUGCAGCAGCGACUCCCUCACCUCCCCUGGCGUGGCUGGCCCUCGCACCCGCCCGAGGCCAGUCAACCCGCCUACACCUCCGCCCUAUGGACCCCGCCCGGGCCCCGUCCCUCCCGUUCCACCGGGGAACCCAACCCCGCCGCCCUCGCCUCGCCGCCCAAUGUGGGCGGCGGAGGGCGGCCUGGCCCGCACCAUUAUCCUCGCCUGCUUCCUGGACUGGGUCUAUCCCACCCCGACUCCCCUGAAACAUGGGGCCAAGUGCGACAACUACAAAGCUUGCCAAUCUCUGCGCCUGCCAGCUGUGUCCUUGGUAGCUGCCAUGCCCUAAAUGGAACACGGAUGGACUCUCAGACUGGGCUCACCCAGUAGGACCAUCAACGUUCUUCCAACUACCACUCCCGCCACUACUGCGCCACGAUAAGAUAUGGAAUCGUGGGGCCCUGUGGCCCUUGGGUGGCUGGUGUGCAUCCAGACAGCACCAACUGCCGGGGGGCUGAUGGACGUCUCGCAGCCUUGUGGGCCACGCCACAUGCUGCACGACAGAAGCUGACGAAUCUACUCGCCUCUUGCCUCUCACCUCUCGCGCCGCGCAUCUCUAUUCCCCUGCGCGGCCACUUUCGGCUCACGCCCUGUCGCUGGCUGAUUGUCAUUGAUCACCGGCUUGCAGCACUGCAGCAGGUGUGCUACUAAAUGACUCCAUCUGAUCGCGCUGGGAUUUGCGACACCUGUGGCGCGUCUUGCCCAACAGCCAUCCUCUCAUUGCCUAUCAGCGGCUCUUGUGCUACAAGCCCGGACCUGCACUUUAAUAUGGCGACGCCGGUCUGCAGGUCGCCUUGUCAUACCAGGCACCUGCAUCCGGUGCCGCUUCACAGAUCCGGCUGAUCCAAGAUGGUGCUCUACUGACUCCAUCAACAAGAACCCACUAUAGGUGGCUCACCAUGCCUGAUCUCUCGUCUGUUUUUUCUUUGUCAGCUCACUAGAUCUCUUAGCUUCUUUUUUCUGUCGCUGUCACAUGUCUUCUGGUUUUCCCUGUCUCGAUCGCUUUCGGAUGUUUCCAGAACAAGCCUUUUCUUGUCUUCGCAAGCCCUGUUGCCGCCACUACUCCCUUUUCUUUUUCAUGCUUAGAAUUACUCCCACCCUUGUACAAUCGUUAAGCGCGUGGCGCAUCACAAUCUGAGUUUCUUGUGCGCUGCUUUUGGGUACAGCGACAGCAUAGCAGAGCACC